This is a messenger RNA of Enterobius vermicularis (human pinworm), 672 nucleotides long. The record is from the annotation of a GenBank genome assembly. Lineage: Eukaryota; Metazoa; Nematoda; Chromadorea; Rhabditida; Oxyuridae.
AUGGUUAGUAGGGGAAAUGAGCGAGUACGAUUGAUAUGUGGUUGCUCUGAGACUGAAAAGAACGAGAAAAAUGGAGAGAGAGCUGCUCUCAAGGAGAAUCCGGAUUUAGUGUAUCGUCCACAGAGGAAGAAACCAAGUAAGAAUAGUUUAGCAAAGCAGGAAUUUUCUAUGGACAGUCAUUCUCCAGCGUAUAUUAACAACAACAUGACUCCAGUCGUUCAACACAGAUAUAAUGGUUGUGCCACCAAUGUUUACCAGUGUCAGUCUUCAUCGCAAGGCGUCGCACAACCGAACGGCACUGUCUUUGUGGCCCAGCCAAUUGUGUACUCCUCUAUGCAACUACAGUCUACUUCUCAGGGAACACCAAUGGCCGUUACCUUUCAAACGCCACAAACACCGGUGCAAACUAUUCAGCGGCCAUACCAAACGCACCUGUCAGGCACACCUCAUUCUACUUUGCAAAACCAUCAUCCACCAGUCAGUGCUUCACAGAUGCUUGACAUGUACUACACAUCUCUCUGUCAGCCAGCUUUUCCAGAACCAGGUGAGACAAAUAACAUGGCUCCACCUCAGUAUUAUCUUGACCAAUAUCAACAGCUUCAUCUGCAAGCUUUAUCAGCGCAGAGCUAUAUUGGUGUUACUGCGGGUUAUGGGUCUUAUUCUGGGAUUUAA